GACGAUUGGGCAGGGUUACUGCCGCUUGCACAGUACGCCUACAAAACGGCAACCCAAGAGUCCACUAAAGUAUCUCAGUUCUACGCGAACUAUGGGUUCGAGCCUGAUUCCAAUUGGCAUUCGCGCAGAAGGAAGCUGGACAAUGCCAAUGUUUCCAGCGCCGUACUAAAGUUCAAGUGGAAAGCUCUUUGGAAAACUAUGAGGACUGAUAUUUUUAAGGCACAGGCCCGGCAGAAGAAAUGGUAUGACCAGAAGCAUAUGAAACCUCCAGAACCUGAAGAUGGGGAUAAGGUGAUGAUGGACCGACGCAAUAUGGUUGCCAAUCGACCCUCAAGCAAGCUUGACUACAAGAAACUAUGUCUCUUUGAGGUUGAUGAGAAACUUGUUGUUGCGUUAUAUAGGCUGAAGCUUCCCUCUCAAUGGAACAUUCAUGAUGACUUCCAAAUAUUUCUGCUGGAGUCCUAUCGGGGACUAAGAUACCCUCAACGCACUGAAGUCCCUCCUACUCCAGAUGAGGUCGAAGGAGAAUACAGUUACGCUCUCCAAGAAAUAGCUAAUAGCCGAUGGCAACACGUUGGGCAUUAG
Morchella sextelata is the source of this 585-nucleotide messenger RNA. RefSeq lists its product as uncharacterized. The transcript has a single exon. The record is from RefSeq and is a predicted model, not a curated record. Lineage: Eukaryota; Fungi; Ascomycota; Pezizomycetes; Pezizales; Morchellaceae. The annotation marks the transcript as partial.